Molecule: messenger RNA, 927 nt
Organism: Klebsormidium nitens
Lineage: Eukaryota; Viridiplantae; Streptophyta; Klebsormidiophyceae; Klebsormidiales; Klebsormidiaceae
Source: the annotation of a GenBank genome assembly
AUGCACAUGGCCAGAUCUAAGGCCAAAACCCUCCAACCGCAGGCCGUCAUCGAGCGCUCGCGGCCGCGGCGCGACCUGGAAAGCGCCCUCGAGGGACUGACGGAGGCCCUCCAAACCGACGACCGGUCGGCGAAAACCAACGUUUACCUGGGCGAUGACGUCCUCAUGAGCUACAUCCCCUUCUUUGACACCCACUUCUUCCUCGACUCCCGGGACCGGGGCGUGACGCCGCACUUGUGUCAAGGCACCGUGUGGGAGCAGGGGACCACGGAAGCGGUGCGCGCGCUCGUGCGCCCGGGGCAGAAUGUAAUUGACGUCGGCGCGUGCGUCGGCUGGUACACGGCGCUGUUCGCGCGCGCUGUGGGACCCACCGGGCGCGUUCUGGCGGUCGAGGCGAACCCCCGCCUGGCGGGCCUGCUCGCGCGCUCGGUGGAAGAGUACCGGACGGUGAGUGUCGUGAAUAAAGCCGUCGGAAAUGAAGACAAGAAGACGGUUUUCGUAAGUGACGAUAUGACGUGGGCCCCGGGGAAUACGGUCGGGGCGGCCGCGGGCGCGGGCGCGGUCCCGGUAACUUACGUGAGGCUGGACACGCUGCUACAAGAGGGACAGUGGGCGCGCGCGCGCGUGGACGUGAUCAAGAUAGACGUGGAGGGACACGAAUGGCAGGUUUGGCAAGGGAUGCAGAAGACAGUAGCGGCGAACCCCAACCUCGAAGUCUUUCUUGAGAUUAACGUGCGGCGCGACAUCAUCAACGGGAUUGAUCCCAUCGAGUUCUACGACGACCUUCAAAGAAAGUUUGAGAACAUGUUUACGAUUAACCCAGACGACGGCCUGCUGGUGCACACGAGCCCGUCCGAGCUGCUUGAAAGUACAGGGAAUGUCCUUCUCUAUUUGAGCAACCAGCCACUUUCGGGACUUGACGAAUGA